AUGGACCUGCUCUGUGCACCGUUCGGCGUCGUCAGGAUCCAGCCCGCGUGGCCUUCGUCUGGCUCUAAUUCGUCUUCGCUUUCGAAGUCCCACGAUUCUAACUGUAUAGGUAGUGGCCUGAUACUGGUGGCGGCUUCCGACUUCGCCCUGUCAGAAACAGCGUUCCUGGACUACAACCAUGGCGACACAGACAGUCUUGAUCCGGACGAUCCAAACGACAGAGCAAGACGCAACACCAUCAUGCUCGCCCACAACGUCUACUCUCGCACCGCCUCUGUAGGAAGCCUCUUCAGGCGCAUCGCUCAGGUUCUUCUGACCAUGACAAUCAUCGAAACAGCCAACGGCCUGCUCUUUGCUCUCAAGCGACAGCGAACCACGUCCCAAAAGGUUCUCAGAUGGCUGACUAUGUCUCUUGGCUUCGUGUUUGUGGUCCUUGCGCUGGCGCACACGGUUAUGGCGAACACGAUAAUGCGCGAGCAGUGGUAUGACAUCUUUAACUAUCAUGCGACAUCGACGGGGUUGACAGGUCAAGAUGAUUUCUCUUAUCUGCAGUCCUUGGUAUCUCGAGGCGCAGCUUCGCGCUGCCUUGAUGGAGCGUAUAAUGUUCUCAACUUUAUUGUUGCCAUUGGGGUUCUGGUGUAUACCUCUGUGGUGAUGCACUACUACGCCCAGGUUGAGCCAUCCCGCGUUCUUCUCAUAUGGCCAGCUAACACAAGACGUCGGCAGUGUGCCAUCGAUUUACUCUUUGCAGCACUGCUCAACUUCUCACGGUGGAUGUGGCUCCUCGUCGUUUCUGCCUUGUGGAUCCUACCCGAUAGGCCUGUCAUUCCCAGUACCAACGGAACCUCAUACGGCGGUAAUGCCUUCUUGGACAUUAUCGACUUCGCGAUCAUCGUCAUUAUUCUAUUCUCGAUAUCGGUGCUGAAGAAGAAGGGAUUGUGGACCACUCUCCAGCCAUGGAUGGGAGGCGUCCCUCCUGUGAUGGUCGUGAGACAAUACCCAGCUUACGGACAGCUGCAAGUUCCGGGCCAAGUCGGAUAUUAUCCAAAUGGAUAUCUCGGUCCUCAACAAGCCUAUGUUCCGUCGGGCCAGCAGCAGCAGGUUCAGUAUGUUUACUAUCAGCCUCAGGAAGUUGGCGGUGGAGCGCGAUACGAAAUGCCUCCAGAUGGUAUCAACGAGCUUGGAGGAGGCAUGCAGAGAGAGAAAACGGCGGACAUGAAAGUGUCUGGGUGA
Messenger RNA from Emericellopsis atlantica, 1233 nucleotides. RefSeq lists its product as uncharacterized. The transcript is spliced from 4 exons. The record is from RefSeq and is a predicted model, not a curated record. Bases 1 to 1233 code for a protein of 410 amino acids. Lineage: Eukaryota; Fungi; Ascomycota; Sordariomycetes; Hypocreales; Bionectriaceae.